GGGAGCGCAGGGAUGGCGGCGGCCGCUGCCGUGUGAGGCGGCUCCGCAGCGGCCCGGCCGCGGCUCAACCCCCGCCCGGCUCCCGGCCUGAGGUGACACCGCCGCUGCGGGGCCUUGAGGGCCGCCAGACCCCGCCGCCGCCAUGAAGGCGACGCCGGGAGGUACCGAGGAAACAGAGAAGCUGAAUAAGAUGAGCACCCUCUUGGAAAGGCUUCACACAAAGUACAACCAGAACAGACCUUGGACAGAAACCAUGAAGUUAGUCCGUCAAGUCAUGGAAAAGAGAGUUGUGAUGAACUCUGGGGGGCACCAGCACCUGGUGAGCUGUCUGGAGACUCUGCAGAAGGCAUUAAAAGUAUCUUCCCUGCCUGCCAUGACAGAUCGUUUGGAGUCCAUUGCCAGACAAAACAGCCUCGGAUCUCACCUGAGUGCAAAUGGCACUGAGUGUUACAUCACUUCAGACAUGUUCUAUGUGGAGGUCCAGUUAGAUCCUACAGGGCUGCUCUGUGAUGUCAAGGUGGCUCACCAUGGAGAAAACCCUGUGAGUUGUCCAGAACUGGUGCAACAUCUGAGAGAGAAAAAUUUUGAUGAGUUUUCUAAGCAUCUGAGGGGGCUUGUGAACCUGUACAAGUUGCCAGGAGACAACAAACUGAAAACUAAGAUGUACUUGGCUCUGCAGUCCUUGGAGUUGGAUCUCUCCAAAAUGGCAGGGAUGUAUUGGCAAGCCACCAAUGCAAACCCCCUGGACAAGAUUCUUCAUGGCAGUGUUGGUUAUCUCACCCCCAGGAGUGGAGGUCUUCUGAUGAAUCUCAAGUAUUAUGUCUCACCCUAUGAUUUAUUUGAAGAUGGCACUGGAGCUCCUGUUAUUUUGCACGAGAACAAUGUUCCUCGGUCCCUGGGCAUGAACGUGUCAGUGACAGUGGAGGGGACCAUGGCCAUGUACAAGCUCCCCAUUGCUCCCCUGAUUAUGGGCUCUCACCCUGUUGACAGCAAAGGAACUCCUUCCUUCUCCUCCAUCACCAGUGCCAACAGUGUGGAUUUACCUGCUUGUUUCUUCCUGAAAUUCCCACGUCCCAUCCCGGUCUCUCGAGCUUUCAUUCAGAAGCUCCAGGGCUGCACAGGCAUCCCCUUGUUUGACACACCACCAACCUUUGUGCCCUUGUAUGAGUUGAUCACACAGUUUGAAUUAUCCAAGGAGGCUGAUUCUCUGCCUUUGAACCACAACAUGCAUUUCUAUGCAGCUCUUCCAGGACAGCAGCACUGUUACUUUCUGAACAAAGAUGCUCCUCUCCCAGAUGGAAGAAGCCUCCAAGGAACUCUGAUCAGUAAAAUCGCCUUCCAGCACCCUGGUCGGGUUCCUCUCAUCCUCAACCUGAUCAGACACCAGGUGGCCUACAACACCCUCAUCGGCAGCUGCGUCAAGCGCACGGUGCUGAAAGAAGAUUCUCCUGGGAUCCUGCAGUUUGAAGUUUGUCCUCUCUCUGACUCCUGUUUCAGUGUCUCCUUCCAGCAUCCCGUGAACGACUCCCUGGUGUGUGUGGUAAUGGAUGUGCAAGACUCUACUCACGUGAACUGUAAGCUGUACAAGGGGCUGUCUGAUGCUCUGAUCUGUACAGAUGAUUUCAUUGCCAAAGUUGUUCAAAGGUGUAUGUCCAUUCCUGUCACCAUGAGAGCAAUCCGUAGAAAAGCAGAAACAAUUCAAGCAGACACACCAGCCCUGUCCCUCAUUGCAGAGACAGUUGAAGACAUGGUGAAGAAAAACCUUCCCCCAGCCAGCAGCCCAGGGUAUGGCAUGACAACAGGCAGCAACCCCAUGAGUGGUACCACUACCCCAACCAACACUUUUCCUGGGGGGCCCAUCACUACUUUGUUUAACAUGAGCAUAAGCAUGAAAGAGAGGCAUGACUCAGUGGGCCACGGGGAGGACUUCAGCAAAGUGUCCCAGAACCCUAUUCUCACGAGUUUGUUGCAGAUCACAGGGAAUGUGGGCUCUGCCAUUGGCUCAAGUCCAACCCCUCCCCACCACACGCCACCACCAGUAUCCUCACCGGCAAGCAACACCAAGAACCACCCCAUGCUCAUGAACCUUCUCAAAGAGAAUCCCCCUCAGGAUUUCUCCACUCUGUAUGGGAGCAGCCCCCUCGAAAGGCAGAACUCUUCCUCUGGCUCCCCCAGAAUGGAAAUGGGCCCGGGGGGGAAUAAACAAAAGAAAAAAAAAUCCCGCAUGCCGGCCGACAAACCCAAGCAUCAGACUGAGGAUGAUUUCCAGAGGGAGCUCUUUUCAAUGGAUGUUGACUCCCAGAAUCCUAUUUUUGAUGUCAACAUGACUGCAGACACCCUGGACACCCCUCACAUUACUCCAGCACCCAGCCAGUGCAGCACCCCUCCUACUACCUACCCCCAGCCCAUCCCUCACUCUCAGCCCAGCAUUCAGAGGAUGGUUCGGCUCUCCAGCUCCGACAGCAUCGGGGCCGAUGUCACUGACAUCCUCUCAGAUAUAGCAGAGGAGGCUUCCAAGCUCCCCACCACUAACGAGGACUGUCCACCCAUUGGUACUCCAGUCAGAGACUCAUCUAGUUCAGGACAUUCACAAAGUGCCCUCUUUGACCCAGAUGUUUUUCAGACCAACAACAGUGAGAACCCUUACACAGACCCGGCAGACCUGAUCGCAGACGCUGCCGUGAGUCCCAACAGUGAUUCCUCAAACCAUUUCUUUCCAGAUGGGGUAGAUUUCAAUCCUGACUUGCUCAACAGCCAGAGUCAGAGUGGCUUUGGGGAGGAGUACUUUGAUGAGAGCAGUCAGAGUGGAGACACUGAUGAUUUCAAGGGCUAUGCAUCCCAGGCUCUAACUACUUUGGGGGUGCAAGUCCUGGGAGCUGACGGGGGGGAAAAUAAGUUUAAGGGGAGCGCUCAGUCUGACACGGUAGAUUUUAGUAUUAUUGCAGCUGCAAGCAAAGCACUGGGGUCUUCUGACAUCAUGGAGCAUCACAGUGGAGGUCAGAGCCCUUUACUGAGUACGGGGGAUUUAGGGAAAGAAAAGUCUCAGAAACGGGUAAAGGAAGGCAAUGGUUCUGGAAGCAACCUGGCAGGUCCCGGGAUAGACGGGAAGCCGGGGAAGCGCAGCCGGACACCAUCCAGUGAUGGGAAAAGUAAAGAGAAACUUCCAAAGAGGAAGAAGCAGGAGACAGAUGGGAAGUCUCCAUCUCACAGCUCAUCAAACAGGCCUUUCACCCCACCAGCAAGCACGGGUGGGUCCAAAUCUCCUGGGAGUUCAGGCAGGUCUCAGACUCCUCCCGGUGUAGCUACUCCUCCUAUUCCAAAAAUAACCAUUCAGAUCCCCAAAGGAACAGUGACUGUUGGGAAACCCUCUUCACAUGGCCAGUAUACAAGUAGUGGCUCUGUCACCUCCUCCAGCAGCAAAAGCCAUCAUAGCCAUUCUUCCUCCUCCUCCUCUUCUUCCUCCUCUUCAACCUCAGGCAAAAUUAAAAGCAGCAAAUCGGAAGGGUCUUCUGGCUCAAAGAUGAGCAGCAGCCUCUACUCCAGCCAAGGCAGCUCAAGUUCAGGCCAGUCCAAAAGCUCAGCUCAGUCAGUAGGAAAGCCUGGAUCCUCCCCCAUCACCAAACAUGGCCUCAGCAGUGGUUCUGGAAGUACCAAGAUGAAGCCUCAAGGAAAGCCAUCGUCGCUCAUGAACCCUUCCAUGAGUAAACCAAACAUCUCCCCGUCUCAUUCUAGACCCACGGGAGGUUCUGACAAGCUUGCUUCUCCCAUGAAACCUGUCCCAGGAACUCCUCCAUCAUCUAAAGCAAAAUCACCUAUCAGUUCUGGUUCUGGAGGCUCCCAUAUGUCUGGGACUGGAUCAAGCUCAAGUAUGAAAUCGUCUUCAGGAAUGGGAUCCUGUGGGUCUAUGUCUCAGAAACCACCUCCUUCAUCAAAUUCUUCGACAGCAUCUUCAUCUUCCUUUUCAUCUGGUGGGUCUUCCAUGUCUUCAUCUCAGAACCAGCAUGGAAGUUCCAAAGGGAAAUCUCCAAGCAGAAACAAGAAGCCAUCUCUGACUGCAGUCAUAGACAAACUUAAACACGGGGUUGUCACUAGCGGGCCUGGUGGAGAUGACCCAAUGGAUGGGCAACUGGGGCCAAGUUCCAAUUCCUCAAGCCAUACUAUUUCCUCCAAGCACAAUAUGUCUGGAGGUGAGUUCCAGGGCAAACGUGAGAAGAGUGACAAAGAGAAAUCUAAAGUCUCUGUUUCUGGAGGAGCUGUUGACUCUUCCAAGAAGACUUCAGAUUCCAAAAGCGUCGGGAGCACCGGAGUGGCCAAAAUCAUCAUCAGCAAACAUGAUGGUGGUUCCCCUAGCAUUAAAGCCAAAGUAACCUUGCAGAAACCUGGGGAAGGAGGUGGGGAUAGCCUGAGGCCUCAGAUGGCUUCUUCCAAGAGCUAUGGAUCCCCUCUCAUCAGUGGAUCCACUCCGAAACACGAGCGCUGCUCUCCCAGCCACAGCAAGUCACCAGCAUACACUCCCCAGAACAUCGACAGUGAGAGUGAGUCUGGCUCCUCCAUUGCUGAGAAGUCCUACCAGAACAGCCCCAGCUCUGAUGAUGGCAUUAGGCCUCUGCCUGAAUAUAGCUCAGAAAAACACAAGAAGCACAAAAAAGAGAAGAAAAAAGUCAAAGACAAAGACCGGGAUAGGGAUCGGGAUAAAGACAGAGACAAGAAGAAAUCCCACAGCAUGAAGCCAGAGAGCUGGUCCAAGUCCCCCAUUUCAGCUGAUCAGUCUCUCUCCAUGACAAGCAGCACAAUCCUUUCAGCUGAGCGACCUUCCCGGGCUAGCCCUGAGUUUCUGAUUGGGGAAGAAGAUGAUGAUCUCAUGGAUGUUGCUCUAAUUGGCAAUUAAUUCUCUUAAUGUCUUCAGAAGACGAGCUGGACGCAGGACCUGCAGGUUCUGGAGGUGGAAAGAAAGGAACCAUUUGUCACAAACCUGCCACGGGGAUUUCUGUGGGGUGUGUUUGAAGAGGAAAAAAAAAAGUAUUUCCAAGGAUCUCCAAAGUCUUGAAUGGAGUGAGAGCACCAGCAGCAGCUCCUUGGGCAUGCUGAGUGCUGACUGUGGCCUUCACCCCAUGGACACUUGCACCCUUCCUGAAUUUCUAAGUAUUAAUGGCCCCGUUAGAGAUAAGGGGCACAAAGCUCAGUAUGUAAGCAAACCCCAAACUGAUGCAAAGAGAAACAUAGGCUGUUUGGGGAGAGUCUGAGUUCCUCUGCCCCUCUUCCCACUCAGAAUUAAGUUGCUUUUGAUUUUAGGAAGUUUUAAAGGAAUUAUUAUAGGGUCGGGUUUUAUUCUUUUUUUUUAAAAGGUGGUUGGAAAAAGAAAAGAAAAAAAAAGUUAAUUUAUUUUCUAUUUGUGGCAUUUCUUCAUUCAAUGCUGGAUUCAGUGCUGUGGAACUUCACCUUCCUCUGACAGGAGCUGCUCUGCAGGAUCAGGCACUGGGGCCUGCUGGGUGUCAACAUUUUAUUCCAGGUCACAGGGCUGAAGGAGCUGUUUUACCUUUGACUUCCCCAGCAUUUAGUUAUUUAUUUAUGUCUGGAGCUGAAUGCCUGGUGCUGCUGGUUCUCACACAGCCUCUGCUUUAACUCUACCGUGUGGAGCCCGAAGGGUCUUGAGAAUUAGGGUAAACCCCAUGGAUUUGGGCAGCUCUGCAGCCACUGUCACUUUGGUGACGUUGGGACAGACGUUGGAGCAAAGCUAAACAGACCAAGGACUCCUCCAUCCUCUCCAUCCAAGUGUUGCUUCCUUGCCAGCCUGGCAGACAGAGCUUCCCCUGAUGCUGUUGGUGAUGGACUGAGCCCUGUGGAUGCUUUGGGGCCACAGUUCCUGGAUCCACUGGGAAUAUUGCCAUGGACAUGGACAGAGCACCUCCUGUGUGCUCCCCACUCAAACCCCAGCCUUGUCUCCACAGUCUGAUUCUGUUCCUGAGCCCUGCAGGGUUUCAUUUUGCUUUUUUUUGUCUUUUUUUUUUUCCCUUUUACCUCCCUGACAGCAGUGCCCACACUACAGGUGAGCAUUGCUCCUGCUGUGUCCUAGAGUCAGCACCAGCACUGCUGGAAAAACAACCUCUGGUUCCUCUGGGUAAGGCUUGCAGCAGAUGGAGUGAUUUCCUUAAAAGAAGGAUUUUCCCCCUUUUUGGCUGGAAUUAAGAGCAUGACUCAGGCAUCCUCUGUGAUCUUCUCUUGUGGUCCCUGAAAGGAAAAGAGUCUCAGGGGAGCAUUUUAUUUUUAAAAGCAGUUAAAUGUGAUUCACUGAAGAGGAAUGUGGGAAAUCAGGAGUCCUGCAAACACAUUUCCUUUGGAAUUACUGAGCUGAUUCCCACUCCCCUUGGAUUUUGCUGUUGAUUCCUGGAGAUCAGGAUUUUCCCUGCAGGGAUCAGGUUAUAUUUAACUUUUGGGGGAUGCAGUUUGAAAGGAUGUUGAGGUUUUCAGUUGCUUUCAAACCACAGGGAUUUCCAGCCCUGCUUUCAGUCCAACCCAGGCAAGGAAUUUCUUUUCCAGCUCUUUCCAAGCUGGAGCUUUCUGUUAGGGGGCCACUGUCCCAUUAAUCACUGGGAUUUCUCACCUCCUCCUCCUGCCCUCAGCUUAACUCCAGGGCUCCUGUGGAAUCCAGGGGCCUGAAUUUCCCCAGACUCCUUCCCUGGCUCUGGGGGAAAAAAAAACUUUUAUUUCCCCCUUCCAGCCUUUUCUCCUCGUGCUCUGCAUCCUGCAGCUUCCCCCUCACCAUCCUCAUGGGUCAAGAAAAUAGGAAAAAAACAAUCAGCAAAGUCUAAACCAGGAGCCAGUGGCAAUUUGGGAUCGUGUGGUUGUGGGGAGGCUUGGAGAGGGUGUAAGGAAUGGGAUAAAUCUAUCUGGAGCCUCCUCCAGAGGUGGUGCCUGCUCAGGAAUGGUGCUUGGGGUGACUUUGUCAGGUUCUUCUCAUGCUGCCCCUGAUUUAUUUUGAAGUUAUUUUGUUAUAGAGCCCUUUGAUCUCUUCUGGCUGGUGUGAAAGCAGCAAGAGCCUUUGGAAAGACUGUUCCAAAGUUGAA
Messenger RNA from Calypte anna (Anna's hummingbird), 7064 nucleotides. It is a transcript of the gene MED1, whose product is annotated as mediator complex subunit 1. Gene Ontology annotation, cellular component: mediator complex. Gene Ontology annotation, biological process: cellular response to thyroid hormone stimulus; regulation of transcription by RNA polymerase II. Lineage: Eukaryota; Metazoa; Chordata; Aves; Apodiformes; Trochilidae. The transcript is spliced from 17 exons. The record is from RefSeq and is a predicted model, not a curated record. Bases 143 to 4888 code for a protein of 1581 amino acids. Gene Ontology annotation, molecular function: nuclear vitamin D receptor binding; transcription coregulator activity; nuclear retinoic acid receptor binding.